AUGGAGGCAACGCCGGCAGAGCUAGAAAGCUUGGCCCAUCUAGAUGACAGGCACCAGGCGCCGCCUCCGAAGAAAGACGUCGAGGUGACGAACUUGGUCAACCCAACCGCCGCGGAAGAGAACGACGCCCCUCGUUGGGACCCCAAGAACUGGCCUCUGACCAAGAAAUGGACAGCAACACUUCUCCUUUCGGCCUUCGCCUUCUUGCAGCCUCUCUCUGAGACCAUGCUUUCUCCGGUCGAGAAGAACAUUUCCAGAGAUCUCCACAUCAUACAUGCAUACGAUUGGCUGCUAGUCAAUUCCUUGAUCCUGAUUGGCAUCGGUCUGGCUCCGCUGAUACUGGCACCAAUGUCAGAGGUGUAUGGCCGGAAGCCCGUUCUCAUCAUUGGUAGCAUCAUCUUCGUCGUUUGGAAUACAGGAUGUGGAGCAGCGAGGACGUUGGGCCAGAUGCUAGCCUUCAGGCUACUCUCAGGUUUCGGAGCGUCAGUUGCUGACGCCCUCGCGGGCGGACUCAUGGGUGAUCUCUGGCGGGCCGAGGAGAGGGGAAAGGCAUUUGCCAUCUUCAUGGCUGCACCACUCAUGGGGCCUGCACUCGGUCCUAUCUGCGGCGCUUUCAUAUCCGAGGGAAUCGACUGGCGAUGGGUCUUCUGGAUCAUCUCCAUUGCUUCCGCUGUCACCAUCGCCCUCGCGAUCGUCUUCCUCCGCGAGACAUAUCUGCCGAAGCUCAAGGAAGUCCGCGCUCGCAAACAGUCAGAGUCGUCGGAUGGCGAGCAAACAGGAGACAAGCCAAAAGCGAAAGAGAAGUUCAUCAUGGACAUGCGCAUAAACCUGCAGCGGCCACUGCGCAUGCUCGCCACCCAGGUCAUCAUACAGCUCUUGGCUGGCUACAUGGCCAUCCUCUACGGGACCAUGUUUCUUUUCCUGUUCAUGUACCCCACCAUGUGGACUCAGCAGUACAAUCAGUCCGUGAGGAUUGGAAGUCUCAACUACAUAUCCUUCGCGAUAGGACUCAUUAUCGGCGUCAACAUCGCUGGCCGACUCAGCGAUCGUGUCUACUCCCGAUUCAAGGCCCGCAACGGUGGCGUCGGCCGCCCCGAAUUUCGCAUUCCCACCAUGGCCAUCGGCACAGCUCUCGUCCCAAUUGGCCUGCUAUGGUGGGGAUGGUCCGGCCAACAGAAAGUACACUGGAUUGUGCCCAACCUGGGCAGCCUGGUGUUCGCCGCAGGUGUCUACAUGUGUUCCGGCAGCGUCUCUGUCUACACCAUCGAUGCCUACACGCAAUACGCCGCGUCCGCGGUGUCGACCAAUCUCGUGGCACGAAGCCUUUCUGCUGCUCUGUUCCCACUUUUCGCUCCUUACAUGUUCAACGCGCUGGGUUUUGGCCUCGGCGCAACGGCGCUGGCGGGAGGAUUUGCGGUCAUUGGUACUGCUGUUGUCGUGGUUCUGUGGUUCUACGGUGACAGGCUCAGGGCUCGCAGCCCUUACUGCGCUGCUGAGCGGGAGGAUUAG
Messenger RNA from Diaporthe amygdali, 1509 nucleotides. RefSeq lists its product as uncharacterized. Bases 1 to 1509 code for a protein of 502 amino acids. Lineage: Eukaryota; Fungi; Ascomycota; Sordariomycetes; Diaporthales; Diaporthaceae. Gene Ontology annotation, cellular component: membrane. Gene Ontology annotation, biological process: transmembrane transport. The record is from RefSeq and is a predicted model, not a curated record. Gene Ontology annotation, molecular function: transmembrane transporter activity. The transcript is spliced from 2 exons.